GACUUGCAUAAAGGUUCCACAGAAGCCACCAUUUCGCGGUUCUCGGGCUCUGAUCCUCAUUUCCAAAGGCGAUCGAACCAUGCACAUCUAAUUGAGAUACCCCGGACAAGGAUAAACACCCUCACAACUUCAACAUGUCUGCCAAAACUCAGUCACGAUGGAUCCCCCACGCACAAUCCAAACCCCUCGGGGCACUAUCGUCGAGCUGGCCCUACCCGAGCAUGAACACGAGAUUCUCGAGUCAGGAACCACUCAGGAGCGAAUAAAUGCGAUUUCCUACCAGCCAAUUGACUUUUCCCAGACGGACCUGCCCGAGUACCACCCGUUCUUCGCCCUGGUCCUGGACAAUGUCUUCUCCGAAGAAGAAUGCGCCAUGAUUCGGGCUCUGCCAGAGGAUCACUGGGCUCCCCUGGUCCAGGGAAACGCCUUCCGAGAGGUUGAUCGCACGCUCGUUCUUAACACGCAGGUGGCGGACGUCUUGUAUGCGCGGAUCCGACCACACUUGGAGAAAGCCGGUGUCACUCGCCUCCGCAAAGCUGGCCGACACCAAGCGCCGGCAUCCGGCGCAAACGCAGCAGCAGGAGCAGAAGCAUCGACGGAACCUGUCAGGCAGAUCUCUUCUCCCGCACAAGACUGGUCCGAGGGCAUUGCGGGCGCGAGCAACCUCAAGGCCGGCCAGGGUCGGCACAAGGCGACCUGGGACAUGUACGCGGCCAACGAGAGGCUCAGCUUCCUGCGCUACGGGCCAGGCAUGCACCACGACCGGCACUGCGACCAGGUCUUUUCGCGGCCGGGUACAGACAAGGAGGACAAGAGCUUCCUGACGUGCCAGGUCUAUCUAAGCGACAGGCCUGCUGCCGAGGCUGGCACGGCGGACGCGGGAGGUACGACUCGCUUUUGGGGUCCGCCUGGGUCAUCUUUCGAGCGGCGGUUUGUCGAUGUUGUCCCCAGGGCUGGCCGUGUGCUUGUCUUCCAGCAGCGGAUGCUGUGGCAUUCGGGACAGCCAGUAAAUGCUGGGCUCAAGUACGCGAUGAGGACGGAUCUGAUGUACCAGAGAUCCUUUACAUGAGCAAUUGUCAGAGACGGAUUCCUGGCAGGCAGGCGGACAGGCUGGUACACAAUACUUGAUCUCAUUUCGGAUCCCAUUCCGGGUCUCUUCCCUACGCGUUGCUAUUUCUGAGACUACAUGAAUUGAGUUCAGGUUUUGCUCGGCCUGUUUCACUGCCACUGCACAAUGGCGAUGCAAUCUUUUGCCAUGGUCCU
Microdochium trichocladiopsis is the source of this 1263-nucleotide messenger RNA. RefSeq lists its product as uncharacterized. NCBI's taxonomy places the organism in Eukaryota, Fungi, Ascomycota, Sordariomycetes, Xylariales, Microdochiaceae. Gene Ontology annotation, cellular component: endoplasmic reticulum. Bases 158 to 1069 code for a protein of 303 amino acids. The record is from RefSeq and is a predicted model, not a curated record. The transcript has a single exon. Gene Ontology annotation, molecular function: iron ion binding; procollagen-proline 4-dioxygenase activity; L-ascorbic acid binding. Gene Ontology annotation, biological process: peptidyl-proline hydroxylation to 4-hydroxy-L-proline.